AUGGCCAGUAUAAUCGGACUCUCUGGCCCGUCGUCAUCCGGCAAAACUACUCUCACGAGACUUUUACAACGCAUCUUUAACUCCUCCUCGUCUUCUUCCUCGUCGGACGUACCUGGUUCUAAUUCUACUUCCGAUUCUGAUCACGAACGUUCUCCCCUUCGGACUUUCAUUAUUCAUGAAGAUGAUUUCUAUCAUUCUGAUGAUCGAAUCCCAAUAACAACCCUCCCCUCGGGCCAAACAAUCCAAGACUGGGACUGCGCCGGUGCAAUCGACAUCCCGUUUCUCCGGGCAUCGCUAGCCCACGUCCGCGCGACGGGGUCCCUGCCACCGAGACUACUCAGCAAGGAGGAUUUGAAUGAAGUUACGGAUUCGGGGGUCCCCGAGGAGGUGGUACUUCGAUUGCGAGGGGAUGUGCAGAGGAGAUUACAGAAGCAGAUGAAGGGGAAGGGGAAGGAUGAUGAUGAGGGGGCAGCAAGGACUCGCGUGGUGGCGUUCCUGGAGGGGUUUUUGUUAUUUGCCCCCACGCCGUCGGUGUCUUCGUCACCAUCGUUGUCACCGUCGAGAAAGGAGGACGACGAGGGUCACCGCCAUCCCCUACGAUCCGUGCACGAAUUACUAUCCGUCCGAUUAUUCCUCCCCGCGCCCUACGACAAGGUCAAAAAGAGACGGGAGAGUCGCAGUGGAUAUGUGACGAUUGGACCGGCGCCGACGCCGACCCCCACAUCUUCCACCACCACAGGUUCAACCACGGAGGGAAACUCCGAAGAAGAAGAAGUGGAUAUACACGCAGAAGAUGAUCGGCCACCGCAGAACUUCUGGACCGAUCCGCCCGGUUAUGUGGAUGAUAUUGUAUGGCCGCGGUAUGUGCAGGAUCAUGCGUGGUUGUUGUUACCAGAGAAGACAUCCGGACAGGAAGGGACGAGUUGUCGUGGGGUUGAUCCCCAGGAGGCGGUGAAGCUGGUGGGACAAGGUGUUAAUGUGAGGACUGAUGCUGGAGUUACGGUGGCUCCGGGUCAGGGAGAGUUGCCGAUGGUGGAUAUCCUGCAGUGGGCGGUAGAGGAGGUGAUGAAAUACUUAGAAGGGACCCAAUGA
This is a messenger RNA of Aspergillus melleus, 1092 nucleotides long. RefSeq names its product ribosylnicotinamide kinase (gene NRK1). Gene Ontology annotation, cellular component: cytoplasm. Lineage: Eukaryota; Fungi; Ascomycota; Eurotiomycetes; Eurotiales; Aspergillaceae. The coding region runs from base 1 to 1092 and encodes 363 amino acids. The record is from RefSeq and is a predicted model, not a curated record. The transcript is spliced from 2 exons.